Miniopterus natalensis is the source of this 609-nucleotide messenger RNA. NCBI's taxonomy places the organism in Eukaryota, Metazoa, Chordata, Mammalia, Chiroptera, Miniopteridae. The record is from RefSeq and is a predicted model, not a curated record.
GAGCCGGAGCCGGAGCAACAAGCCCUGGGGAAGGCCAUGCACCGAGGCGUGCCAGGACCAGGCCUCAGGGGCCUGAAGGCGGCCGAGGGCUCUGCCAAGGACUUGGGGGGCUCUUGCCUGGAGGCCGGGAGGGAUUUUGGGGUGCUGAAGGAGAACGGCGCUCCCCGCACCCUGGGCGAAGCAGAUGAGGCGCCGAGCAGCAGAAAGCGCGCGCGGCCGGCGCGGUCCAAGGCGCGGCGCGUGGCGGCCAACGUGCGGGAGCGCAAGCGCAUCCUGGACUACAACGAGGCUUUCAACGCGCUGCGCCGGGCGCUGCGGCACGACCUGGGUGGCAAGAGGCUCUCCAAGAUCGCCACGCUCCGCAGGGCCAUCCACCGCAUCACCGCGCUUUCCCUUGCCUCCCGGUCCACCCCAUCGCCCAAAGGACACCCUCGAGCAUGCAGGUCCACUUUCCCCUCCACUGUUUACAUCUCAGCAUCCUUCGUGCUCAGGGGAGCUAAGGUUGGGAGCGGGCAGAGCUGGAACGAGGGCUGGUGUGGCCACACCCUGGGUACUUGGUUGGAAUACUUGGGUACUUCAUCUUCCUCCAGUUCAUCUGAAUGCCCUUAA